GUUUUUGAUAUUCACAUGAGAACUCAUACGGGUCAAAAGCCGUUUUCAUGUGUGAACUGUGGAAAAAGUUUUAGUCAAAAACAGCAUUUAACUCGGCAUAUGAUGAUUCACACUGGUGAAAAGCCGUUUUCAUGUGUGAACUGUGGAAAAAGUUUUUGUCAAAAACGGCUUUUAACUCAGCACAUGACGAUUCACACUGGUGAAAAGCCGUUUUCAUGUGUGAACUGUGGAAAAAGUUUUUGUCAAAAACAGCUUUUAACUCAGCACAUGACGAUUCACACUGGUGAAAAGCCGUUUUCAUGUGUGACCUGUGGAAAAAGUUUUAGUCAAAAACCGACUUUAACUCAGCACAUGACGAUUCACACUGGUGAAAAGCCGUUUUCAUGUGUGACCUGUGGAAAAAGUUUUGGUUAUAAACUGGCUUUAACUAAGCACAUGAUGAUUCACACUGGUGAAAAGCCGUUUUCAUGUGUGAACUGUGGACAGAGAUUUAGUCGAAAACAGGAUUUUACUCAGCACAUGAUGAUUCAUACUGGUGAAAAGCCGUUUUCAUGUGUGACCUGUGGAAAAAGUUUUAUUCGAAAACAGGAUUUAAUUCAGCACAUGAGGAUUCACACUGGUGAAAAGCCAUUUUCAUGUGUGACCUGUUUAAAAUGUUUUAGUCAUAAACAUAGUUUAACUAAGCACAUGACGCGUCACAUAGUUGAAAAGCUGUAGAAGUAUGUUCCAUAAAUGUCCUAUGUUGUAUUUGUUAAAUGUGAUCAUUUUGAUCUUCACAUUUGGAUACUUAGAGAUGUUCAACCAUGACACAUUUUC
Molecule: messenger RNA, 816 nt
Organism: Xiphophorus maculatus (southern platyfish)
Lineage: Eukaryota; Metazoa; Chordata; Actinopteri; Cyprinodontiformes; Poeciliidae
Product: gastrula zinc finger protein XlCGF8.2DB-like
Exons: 1
Biological process (GO): central nervous system development; regulation of transcription by RNA polymerase II
Cellular component (GO): nucleus
Molecular function (GO): RNA polymerase II cis-regulatory region sequence-specific DNA binding; DNA-binding transcription factor activity, RNA polymerase II-specific
Source: RefSeq, a predicted model, not a curated record